Molecule: messenger RNA, 3085 nt
Organism: Candidula unifasciata
Lineage: Eukaryota; Metazoa; Mollusca; Gastropoda; Stylommatophora; Geomitridae
Source: the annotation of a GenBank genome assembly
ACUAAACAAAGCCGGACGACCUGUUGUAGUGAGUUGUUCUGGAGAGUCGAAGAAUUCAUCCUGCUUAGUGGCUGCUGGGAGGGAUCAGUUUUGCCCUGCCACAUCAAAAUCCAAUUCUGUAUCCAUCACAAUAAAACCUGAAGGCAGCGUUUCAAUUUGUCAGCGACUUGUCCGCAUAAAAAACCACGGGAUUGGAUCUGACUGCGGAUUCUCUGUGCGUUUAAGUGAGCCGGCUACUGGCUCUGUGACUGUGAGCUGCUCCGCUUCACCAGGUCUGCUAGACAUCCGCACACUGACGAUUCCAGCUGGAAAUACGGAUGGCAGAAUGACCUGCCUAACUUUGAGUGGGGUAGCUGGCUCGCAAGCUAAUGUGACAUGUAGAGCACAGGGAGCGCAGUUUACCAGUGGCACAGUGGUGGAUGCAUCAACAGCACUGUUUAUUAUUGGAGACAACACCGUCAGCUUUCAGCCUGCCUGGUCCCAGAUAUAUAACACAACAUUUACUUCAUUCUUCUACCUGAAUGAACCUGUGGAUUCUGGCACUGUGAAGGUAUUGUGCCAGGCCAGUGUUGUCAGUUCCAUGGAUGAAGCUGCUCGACCACCUGACUGCUCAUUUACACAAGCUUCUACAGCAGCUCCUACUACAUCUACCACUACUACCACUACAACAACCACCACUGUGACAACAGCUGCGACAACUGUGGGGACAACUUCAAAUGACACUGAUAUGAAUGUUACUGAUGCCACAACUGCUGCGACUGUGACCGGACCACCCCCCACAACACUGCCGGAUCCUAGCUCUGACUGGAGGGUGGUCAACUCUCAGUUUGAGUUGUCACGCACGUCCACCUCAUCGCCUGCCCUGUUUCAGUCUGUGACGACUGAGCGCGUGAAAGACGUCAUUAGUGUCCGCACAGAGAUUGUUGUCACAACAUGUUGUGUCCUGCCUUCUGGGUCCCUCACAAACUAUCACAAUCGAAGUGCAGUCUCUGUUGCUGUUGCUCAUCUGGCCCCAUUUGUGUGUGCAGGCUGCAAGAAUAUCUCUCUCACUAAUCCCAAAGCUGAAAGAACUCUCCAGAACCCAGGUUUUGUCGAAGUAGCACCCUGUGCUUGUGAUCUGACACAGAAUGGUUGUGACAUCAACUGCUGCUGCGAUUCUGAGUGUUCCAAAAAUGAACGUGCCAGAUUUUCUGGUUGUGUCCCUGGACUGCCAGGUGGCCAAGAAACAGAACCAGAAGACUACAGAUGUUCGUCAGUGGCAUUUGACCAGCCAGACUGGCAGACACUGACCUGUGUUUACUGGGAGAACAACUGGUUCCUGGGACUGUUUUACAAGAAUGCCAGGAAACUGCAGACCUUGGAGGACAUCAAUGCUCAAGUGGCUCGCACCUUCCGGGGCAGGUUUUCUUUCAGUGAAACGGAGAGGCGUUUUUCAGAUCCUGCCCAACCCAGCUAUACAUAUGGGGCUGUUGUGAGGACCAUUCGAGAAGACAUUGUAACCAUUUUACCGACAGGCACUCUCACCUUGCCUCAGCCUGGCCCAGGAGCUUCCUGCAACCCGCUGACACCUGUUCGCUACCUGGUGGAUCAGGCUUCUUCAUGUACAACUGCACUCACCCAGCAGCUCUGCUCACCUCUGAGUAUCCUGAGUGCUGGAGUAUAUCUGGCCUCUUCGGCUGUUUCAGGCUGUUCUCAAUCGUAUAAGGUUGCCAGGAGUGCGACAGGAAAUCAGGUGGCACCCACAGAUGUAUACUACUACUGUGCAAGUGGACUCGAACUCUGUCCAUAUGUAAACAUGCAGGGCGGGUUAUAUCCAAACUGUGUAGAUUACAACAGAAAUCGCAGCAUGGAAGCUAGCCCAAGCCUUCCUGGUCCUUGUUCCUGGGAUGACUCAUUUACUACCCCUCCAGUUCUGGAUGGCAGCUGUGCAAAUGUUGUAGUGGAUGUCAGGUAUAACUUUGAGUGGAAGGGAAGUGAGAUCACUAAACUGUCAGCGGUGGUGAUCCUGGCAGACCUGACCACUGUGGUCAACAAGACUGGGCUAGAACUGGUGCAGCAGUUUUCUGUCAAGUGGCUCAACAAACCCAACACCACAGUACCGCUGUCUGACAACUUUGCUGGCACCUCUCAGGCUUACACUAGGUCAGGUUCUGCAGGCUACAUGAUGGGGAAGCCCUUGUUGUCUGGUCAGAUGCGGCGCAAUACAAGCACUGGGCAGUUUGAUCAGGUGGAUGUUGCCUUGGAGAAACAGAUGGCAGUCUGGAGACCAGGUCUCAGUGGCUUAUGUCGAGAUGCCACACGUCAGCCUGUCACAUUUGGUGAUGAUGUCUUGUCAGGCUGUGUGUUAAAUUUGUCAUUUAAUGACCUGAACAACAGUUGUGAUGAUCUGAGGCAACAGAUCCUCGACAGUUUGGAUGUUCUUAUGGCAGCAGAUGUUAUUGGUCGUUAUGGUUACAAUGAUAUCAGCAAUGAGAAUAUGUGGGUCCCCGUGUUGAGGCAAGCUCUGAACAUAUCAAGUUCAGAAGAAAACAGUACGAGUAUAUCUAACACAACGAGCCUGAAUGAAACAGUCGAGGAGCUGCAAUCGUGGGCUAAUUCAAUCACUGGUGUCUGCUUGCUUCCCUCUGCUGCAAGUCUUCACAUCUUGUAUGCCCAGACUGGAGCUGCCAAUGGCUACCCCAGAUAUGAAGUUUUAGGGGCCUAUAUCCAUUACACCAUCACAAACUUCACCAUGGACUGUAUGGGGGCCAACAGUGGACGCUGCCAGCCGACUUCCGGCAGCAGCCAGCAGUUUCUGCUGUCCAGUUCUGUCACAUUCACUCUAGUACCAGCCACACCAUUGGACUCUCGUAGAAGGUUUGACACGAGGUGUAACCCUGACAGCAUUCUCUCGGAUACCUGCUAUCGCUACUUUACUGACUUUGGCUCCGAAGAGUGUUACUAUGGCACUUGCUGGCAGGAACUAGCCUACCCACUGUUGUCAGUGUAUCAGGGUGAUCCACGGGUGUAUGCUCUUCCAUUUUUCCUUGUAUUGGUUCUUGGGGUAAUAGGGUAUGUUUCAGUAGCCAGACCAGGCUGGAGGUAA